CCGGUCUUGUAUCUUGGAAGUCCAAAAAGAAGCCAUUUGUUUGAAAGUCGUCUACAUAGGCGGAAUACUUUGCAUGUUUGUUCUAUGUUAUUUGAACUUGGUUAUCCUAUUCAAGAUCCUGUUCCGCUACUAUGUUGUAGCACAAGGAGUUUUUGACGUUGAUUAUGUGGGAGUGGCCCUUCUCUUCCCCUUUGCCCACCCACUAUAGCUUUCCCAACUUCAAGAAGAAGAACCAGAGCAAAACUCAGGUUCAUCAGGCUGAAUGUGUAGGAAAAAGUUGUGAUUUUUUUGGAAAAGGAAUUGUGGGGUUUCUUGUAGAUUCGAAUGUGGCCCAGGUUGGAUUUUAGUUCUUUCUUGACGUCCAUGGGGACGUUGUUCAUCAUAUUCGUGGUGCUGAUCCUCCUCUUCACUUGGUUGUCGAGGAAGCACGGGAACGCCGUGGUUUACUACCCCAACCGGAUUCUCAAAGAGUUGGAUCCGGUUGAAAACGGAUAUGCGACCCGGAACCCGUUUGCGUGGAUCCGUGAGGCCUCUCUUCCACCAAAGCUGAUAUCAUCAGAAUGUCAGGCAUUGAUACGACUGUCUACUUUGUCUUCCUCACCAAUGUCCAGGGCCGGCGCUGGGCAAGGGCUGGGUGUGCAAUGCCACGGGGGGGCCAUAAAUAUUGAAGGGUCUCCACAUUCUCAGGAUUGCCAAUGCCUUGGGCAUUUUGGUCAUUUCAGGCCUAACACUUCUGCCAACACUCCUUCCACUUGCUUCAAGUGAUCAUAGAUUCAUAGUGUGAGGUUAGACAAUACCACCAGCGAAGGGAGAUGACGUAACAAUGGAAAUUGUAGUAUAGCAGAAAAUAUAGAGAGAAAUACAAUGGCUUUUAAACCGUGCCAACUCUCCGACUGACUCCGAGUCCCAAGCAAAAAGAAUAAUCCCAGCCUCCUCUCUACUCUACCCUCGGCCUCUAUUUAUACUAGCUCUUCUCAUAUUAUUAUU
Messenger RNA from Cuscuta europaea, 987 nucleotides. Lineage: Eukaryota; Viridiplantae; Streptophyta; Magnoliopsida; Solanales; Convolvulaceae. The record is from the annotation of a GenBank genome assembly.